Molecule: messenger RNA, 1995 nt
Organism: Camelina sativa (false flax)
Lineage: Eukaryota; Viridiplantae; Streptophyta; Magnoliopsida; Brassicales; Brassicaceae
Product: putative serine/threonine-protein kinase WNK6
Biological process (GO): protein phosphorylation
Molecular function (GO): ATP binding; protein kinase activity
Source: RefSeq, a predicted model, not a curated record
AAAUAAGCUUUAGAACAAACACUUGUUGUAUUUUCCUUCAUCAAUCGAUUUCUCUCAAUUAGGGUUCUAAAUUUUUUUCGUGUCAUUGUUGUUCAUCCUUGUCUGUCUCGUCUCGUCUCAAUUACAGAACCAAAGCUCUGUUUCUCCAGGUAGAAUCAAAAGAAUGGAUGGUUCAGACGAUGCUUCCACACUUCAAGAGCCUCCUGACCCUGAAGUGCUUGAAGUUGAUCCAACUUUUCGAUAUAUACGGUAUAAAGAGGUUAUUGGAAAAGGCGCAUUCAAGACUGUUUAUAAGGCGUUCGAUGAAGUAGAUGGGAUUGAAGUCGCGUGGAACCAAGUACGAAUAGAUGAUGUUUUGCAGUCUCCGAAUUGCCUUGAGAGGCUUUAUUCUGAAGUGCGUCUGUUAAAAUCAUUGAAGCACAGUAAUAUCAUUAGGUUCUAUAACUCAUGGAUAGAUGAUAAGAACAAGACAGUUAACAUAAUAACUGAGCUAUUCACUUCAGGGAGCCUCCGACACUACCGUAAGAAACACAGGAAGGUGAACAUGAAGGCCGUGAAGAAUUGGGCGAGGCAGAUUUUAAUGGGUUUGAGAUAUCUUCACGGUCAAGAGCCACCAAUUAUACAUAGGGAUCUCAAAUGCGAUAACAUUUUCAUCAACGGAAACCAUGGAGAAGUGAAAAUAGGAGAUCUUGGUCUAGCUACUGUCAUGGAGCAAGCUAAUGCCAAAAGUGUCAUUGGAACACCAGAGUUUAUGGCACCCGAGCUUUAUGAUGAGAACUACAACGAACUGGCUGAUAUUUAUUCAUUUGGGAUGUGUAUGUUGGAGAUGGUGACAUUUGAAUACCCAUACUGUGAAUGCAAAAACUCUGCUCAGAUAUACAAGAAAGUUUCAUCGGGAAUAAAACCUGCUUCACUCUCUAGGGUUCAAGACCCAGAAGUAAAGCAGUUUAUUGAGAAAUGCUUGCUUCCUGCAACGGAGAGGUUAUCAGCAAAAGAGCUUCUGCUGGACCCUUUUCUUCAUGUCAAUGGUUUAACAAUGCACAACCCUUUGCCACUUCCAGACAUUGUAAUGCCCAAAGAUGGUGCGUUUGGAGAUCGUUGCCUUAUGUCUGAAGGCCCUGCUACAGCACGGCGUAGUAAACCCAUGUCUAUAGAUCUCGAUGAAGACAACCUGCCUAUUGUUACUUUUUGCGACACCUCAGGAUCCAGGUGUAUUGAGGUUAGACGAGCAAAGAGAGGAAAUUUCUUUGUCCUCAAGGGUGAAGAAAACGAUGAACACUCUGUGUCGCUAAUUCUUAGAAUAGUAGAUGAGAAUGGACGUGUGAGGAACAUUCAUUUCCUGUUCUAUCAAGAAGGUGACACUGCUUCUAAGGUGUCGAGUGAAAUGGUUGAGCAACUCGAGUUGACUGACCAGAACGUCACGUUUAUAGCCGAACUGAUUGAUAUAUUACUUAUCAACAUGAUACCCACCUGGAAAACUGAUGUCACAGUCGAUCAUCUCAUUCACUCGCAACUAAAUCAUAACUCAAGAAGUCAGCAGCACGAAGCCAAGACCAUACAGAGACAAGAGGAGACUGCUUUUCAUGAUGCGAGUGAGUCGAUUAGCCACUCGUUGAACUCGGAUUUCCCACGAUCAGAAGAUGACGAUAAGCAGCAAUGUGUCGAUUCUACCAAUGGAGAAAACGGGAGCUCCAAAGAAGCAGAAGAGGCAACCGAACCAGUAAGUUUGGAGGAAGAAGAAAGGUUAAGACAGGAACUGGAGGAGAUAGAAGCUAAGUAUCAGGAAGAGAUGAAAGAAGUAACAAAGAAAAGAGAAGAAGCUAUAAUGGAGACGAAGAAGAAGUUGUCUGUGAUGAAGUUGAAGUAAGCCAAAAAGCACAACAAUUCAUUACUUCACUUCUUGUUUUUUAAUCUGUUUGGUUGUUGAAGAAGAAGCUCUUCGCUCCCUGAAAGUGUAGAAAGUUUCCUACAGGAUGAAGCGUUUCUUUUUGAUAA